Penaeus monodon (black tiger shrimp) is the source of this 1362-nucleotide messenger RNA. Its product is annotated as techylectin-5B-like. The transcript has 5 exons. Bases 8 to 1276 code for a protein of 422 amino acids. The record is from RefSeq and is a predicted model, not a curated record. Lineage: Eukaryota; Metazoa; Arthropoda; Malacostraca; Decapoda; Penaeidae.
UUCGCAUAUGACACAAGACUCUCGUGCGGCGUGGCAGGAGGACGCGGUCUCAUCACGUCUUCGAGGUGAGGCAGCUGAGACAGUGAAACCGGCAACAAUGAUACGGGGUUUGGGAAAUAUCUUCAUGUUGGUAACACUGGUCGUUGGGAAACCGGCCUCAGAGGUCAACGUCGAUUCCUCGGGGCCAGUAGUUAACGUCCAGGGUUCGGGAGAUCCUGGAAGAGCUCAGGUCAUUGUGGACAUGCCAGGACAGGUCAACAUGAGUGCCGAUGGCCAGGCACUGGUGUUGCUCCUGUCCGAGAAGGGUCAAGGGCUUAGGGUGGACAUCAAUGGAGUGUUGAUAUCUGAUCUUAUUGAUGAUAAUGACCACACUACAUCAGCCCCGGAACAGGUCACCACACCGCCAGUAUAUCAAACUACACAGCCUCCAGUGCCCCAAACUUCACAGCCUCCAGUGCCCCAAACUACACAGCCGCCGGUGCCCCAAACUACACGGCCUCCAGUGCCCCAAACUACACGGCCGCCAGUGCCCCAAACUACACGGCCUCCAGUGCCCCAAACUACACGGCCUCCAGUGCCCCAAACUACUACAGUACAACCCACCACCCAAGGCCCACCAAAGAUAAACCACAACAGGAACUGCCUGACGAAGAAAGAGGAAGGGUUCACCAGCAGCGGCAUCUACACCCUGCAGCCGUUCGAUUGUUGCCCGGACAGGGAUGUGGAAGCUCCCUGUGACAUGACCACGGACGGGGGUGGUUGGACGGUCAUCCAGAGACGCCAGGAAAACCCAUCCCACCAGGAGGACUUCUACAGGACGUGGGACGAGUAUGUGGACGGCUUCGGCGACCUUGCGGGCGAGUUCUGGCUCGGCCUCGACAACAUCCACGCCCUCACGAAUCAGACCAACUACGAGAUCCGCAUCGACCUCGCCGACUGGGAUGGCGCCACUAAAUGGGCCCAGUACAGCACGUUCCUCGUCAGAGACCGAGCCAGUAACUACCAGCUGCAAUUGGGAAGCUACUCUGGCGACGCAGGAAAUUCCUUCGCCUACCACAAUAUGAUGCCUUUCUCCACCAAGGACGGUCCGGUCAAGAAUGAGUGCCCCAAGACGUCCCAUGGCGGGUGGUGGUUCAACAGUUGCCAUUAUGCCAACCUCAACGGCGUGUACAGAAACGCCUUUAAUUCGGACGGCGACAGCAUCACGUGGUUCAGUUUCCGGGGACCGAAUUAUUCUCUCAAGUUCUCGGAGAUGAAGAUUAGACCGACAUCAUAACAGGGGAGAGGAGGUCACGGCGCGCGGGUGGCAUUCGUUCGCUGCCUCUCCUGUUUGUUCGUUUGUUUGGGAUGGAGGAGGGAGGG